Diospyros lotus (date-plum) is the source of this 2338-nucleotide messenger RNA. Its product is annotated as CDT1-like protein a, chloroplastic. Lineage: Eukaryota; Viridiplantae; Streptophyta; Magnoliopsida; Ericales; Ebenaceae. Gene Ontology annotation, molecular function: DNA binding; DNA polymerase binding. The transcript has 9 exons. The coding region runs from base 346 to 2028 and encodes 560 amino acids. Gene Ontology annotation, biological process: mitotic cell cycle; DNA replication preinitiation complex assembly; regulation of DNA-templated DNA replication initiation. The record is from RefSeq and is a predicted model, not a curated record. Gene Ontology annotation, cellular component: nucleus.
UUCAAGGGCUGCCCUAGUCUCUAUCUCUCCGACCAUCCCCUUAUCAUCGUGUUCCCGCUUGCCGUCCGGUUGCUCGGUCCUCGGUGCGCCGUCGAUUCACAAACACAAACUGGGCUGAGCCGCCGUCGAUUCACAAACACGAAUCGACGUUUCUGUGCUCGGUGCCGCCGUUACCGUGCAACACGAACUGUCGCUACCCCUUGCCGCCGUCGAUUCACAAACACAAACUCCGAUUGCUGGGUGGCGCCGUCGAUUCAGCUUAAAGUGCUUAUUUACUAAAAGCAUGGAGGAAGGAUUUAUCUCUUACCGAGUGUUUUGAUUCUUCAUAGCUUAUUUACUAAAAGCAUGGAGGACACUAAAUAUGAAGAGAGGGAACAGAUUGCAUCAGAUAUUAAGGGUCAAUACAUCGUACCAGGCACUGGAAAGUCAAGAGCCCUCUCUCCUGGACCUGUGCAAAGACCAGAAAUUGUUGGAAGCCAUCAUGCGAAUCCUAAAUUUGCAUCUCUGACUCCAGAAAAGCCAAAUGAGUCUUUAUGCAAAAUGGACAAAAAGGAAGUAGCUGAACUUCCAGAAAGAUACAGGAUCCUCGCUGAAUAUUUUGAUCGCAUGAUUUGUUCAUUGAGGUUGCUGACACUGCAGAAAAGGAUGCCAAUUUUUCAAAACAUUUCUAGACAGGUGGAAAUACUGACAGGAAGAAGGUUCUCAUACAGGCAUCUUGCUCAGAUAAAAUAUAUACUUCCUGAAGCAGUACAGACUGAUAAGGUCCUUAUACAUGACAAGGAUACCUUGUGCAUGAAGCCAGAUAUUAAAAUCACUUUGCUGUUUGAUGUCAUAGAGGGGCAUUAUCAGCAAUCCAUUUUUUUGGCUCUGCAGCAAGUUUUUACUUCUAGGCUCUUGAAUUUCUCUACCAUGCAUCCUGAGAACUGUGAAAUCCCUGAAGCUGAAAUGCCGGAGCCAUUUAACCGAGGAAAUGAUGCCAAAAUUGUAGAUGCAGUGCCUGUGGAUUUGUCAACAGAAUGUCAACGAGGUGUUUUAGAAACUGAGAUGCUACUUAACACAUCCCACCUUUUUCCAUCUUUUAGCAGACACUUUUCUCAGAGUGUUGUUGCAGAACCAGAAAAGAAAGCCAAUUUCUUAGCAUCUGAAGUCCCUAUGUUCACCAAAAAUGAAAAUCAGACAGAUGAGGAUAUAGGAAGCAGGCAACAAGAUGUAUCUCCUGAUAACAACAAACCAUCAUCACAACACCAGGAUGUAUCUCCUGCUAUAUAUUCUAAGUCCCUCACUGUCUCAAACCCUGUCCAGCUGACCCAUUUGGCAAACUGUGUUAGUUCCAUUGCAUGUGAAAUCACACCCUCAAAAGUGGCAUCAGAGGCCAACAAUUUAACAAUACAAACGCCUGCACAGUUGACACCAAAGAGAUCAGUGCCUAGUUGUGACAACAAACUCAAGAUCAUGACAGGCCAAAAAUGGGCAGCAUGUGAUAUCUCUACAAAAAGGUUUUUGGACUUCUCUCUUGUGGAUGAAGGAAAUGCUUUGAACUCCCCUAUAGAUGAGAUAAAUCGGUCCAAAUUGGAAAACAAUAUCAUCCCUCAAACAAUAACAAAGGGGCUAUCAGUGGAAGACAGUCUCACCUGUUCUGUUGCAAUUUUUCAAAAGGCAGAAGAGAGCUGCUGCAUUGGCAAGGAGCAGAAGGCAAAAAAAACGGGUCUUGUACUACUCCAGCAAGUGUCUGCUUCAUUGUCCAACCUCAUUUCUCUAAUCCAUCAAAUUUUUCAGUCUGUUAAAUUCUGUUCGAUCACAAAAGAAGAACUCAUACACAAGAUAAUAAUGAACAAUUGUGAUGUUGUUGAGAGGAGAGAGGUUGAGGAUCAGAUUGACCUUCUUGAGAAGCUAGUUCCAGAUUGGAUAUGCAGGAAUUUAGCACCUACAGGGAAUCUGCUGUACAACAUCAAGAAAGUGUCAGAUUUGAACGCAGUACGUGAGAGGCUUUCUCAGCGAGUGACAGAACUGCCAAGCAUUACUGGCUGAUUUGUUCGGGCUGCCGGAAGACGAUAUUUGACUAGAAGAUGAAGAAAGCCUCACAUUUGUUGUUCAGAAGAUCAAGAAGCCAUCGCAUUCAGUCUAGAACUUGCUUCCUGCUUUCUUUUAAACAAUGAAUGUAGCUUGUGACAGGUGAAAUUGUGCUUAAUGAUCUUUCAGGGUUUUUUUUCUUUUUUUUCUUUUAUUUGCUGAGCCUGAGAAUGAUCUUCCAGGUUACUAGUAAUUUUAUGUUCCAAGUUUGUUUUUGGAUGUACUCUAUAUUUUCAGCCCCCUUAAACCUGAUGGGAUAUUUCCUUCC